CACGACUAGGGAAGCGUGCCCUGUUUUACUUAUUUAACUGGAGAAUGGAAAUGUAUGCCUAGCUGGAAAUGCCUGGGGGAUUUUUACAUCAGACGAAAUGACAAUGAUUAAAAUCUGUUUUUUCCUGCUCUAAAUAUAUUGAGCGACGUGACACUUGCUUGAUAUUGAAUAGCACUUAACCGUUUACCCCCUGCAAACCAGAACGUUAAAACGUUACGGGGGCUGAUAUAUUUAUAUUUUUUACCGGAAAAUACGAAAAAUCUGACAUUAAUUAUUAUAUCUGGUCAUAUACAUCAUUUUUGUAAAAGGGAGAGAGUAUCACUUAUUCGUUUUUAAAAUCUGACUGGGUGCGAGUAGAGCUAAUUGUAGCCUAAUCCUUGCCCCAGAGGCGUUUGGGCAGCCCGGAGCAAGAAUUCUUUUUUAGCGCUGCUCUGUUAUUUAGAGACAGGAUUAUUGGCUUUCUUCUCAUAACAGACCGGUAGUAUCAUUUAAGAAAAAAAAGACACUCAAGAAGCUAAAAUACGAAGCAGGAUUUGACCGACUCAAAUUUUUAACUGUAUACAAAUAAGAACCGAAAAGGGAAAGGAGAGGUCUCUUCUAUGUAUAAGGAAGGAAGAAGCAUGUCACGACUGUCUUUGACCCGGUCCCCGGUAUCUCCUAUGUCCACACAAGGAAUCCCUCUACCGGCUCAACUGACAAAAUCGAAUGCUCCGGUUCACAUUGACGUCGGGGGACACAUGUAUACUAGUAGCCUGGCUACUCUCACCAAAUACCCAGACUCAAGAAUCAGCCGUCUGUUUAAUGGCACAGAGCCCAUCGUGCUGGACAGCUUGAAGCAGCACUACUUCAUCGACAGGGAUGGAGAAAUAUUCCGUUACAUUCUCAGCUUCCUCAGGACCUGCAAACUGCUUCUCCCAGAUGACUUCAAGGAGUUCCACCUGCUGUACGAGGAGGCUCGGUACUACCAGCUGUCCCCCAUGAUUAAGGAGCUGGAACGUUGGAAGCAGGAGAGGGAGCAGCGCAGGACGGCCCAGCCCUGUGACUGCCUGGUGGUGCGGGUGACGCCUGACCUAGGUGAGAGGAUCGCCCUUAGCGGGGAGAAGGUGCUCAUCGAGGAGAUCUUCCCCGAGACUGGAGACGUCAUGUGCAACUCGGUGAACGCCGGCUGGAACCAGGACCCCACGCACGUCAUCCGCUUCCCCCUCAACGGCUACUGCAGGCUCAACUCUGUCCAGGUUCUAGAGCGUCUGUUCCAGAAGGGUUUCAGCGUGGCAGCGUCCUGCGGCGGCGGGGUGGACUCCUCCCAGUUCAGCGAGUACGUGCUGUGCCGUGAGGACCGGCGGAGUAUGUCCAUGAACACCCCCAUCAGGAUAAAACAGGAGCCCCUGGACUAGAGAGACUUUAGGAGAGGAGAGGGACUAGCCACGAGGGGCUCCUCACCCCCCUAUUGGACAGAACAGAACAAACCCAAACCCUAAUAUCCCUCCACCUCACACCACAGAAACCAACCCAGCAAGAAACACCUAAGUAUUAGCAGAUGCCUGAUAACGUUGCCAGCUCUGAGGAACUCAGUGCACUAAGGGGAAUGUAGUAUAAACACAAAAAAGCAAAGAAAAAAACAAAAGGAUUUGAUUCUGUUUACUAAUAACACCCAAAGGAAUAUAGGACUAUGAUGAUGAACAGAAAGACUGAAACAGCAGCUCCAUCUCUUGACCCAUUUAAGCACCGUGACCAAUCUCUUUUUCCUCCAGUUGUAAGGCUCUCUGACCCCUUAUGAAGAGGUGUCCUGACCUCAGUGAGGAGCACGGCCCCCUUGCCCUCAGUGCAGCGCAUGGCGGUGUGUCGUCCAGUCCCGUACGUGUCUGUGUGAGGCCCAUGUGUUGUGUGCGCCGUCCAGUGCAGCUGAGUGGGGACAAGACAGGUGCUAUUUAGGGAGGCCUGGCCUGACAAGGGACAGGGCUGACAGAGAGGAAGAGGAGGAAGUGACAGCCAUCCAGCCCACAUUGCUCUUAUAGCCAGCAACCAGGCCUCGCAGCCAAGGGAAGUCCGAUUGAUUGUCUUUCUUAUUUUCAUUGUUGUUUAUAAAGUACAACUUUUUUCUCUGUUUUUUUUGCUGUUUUAUCACAACAUGGUGUAAACAAUUAUUAUUAGGAUUGUUUUAUGUUUUCCCCUCCUAUAUGAAGGAUGUAUGAGCGUUGUAUUCAGUCAGUAUGUUUGAAAGCUUCAGAGAAUGAGAAAGAGAGACAGAGAGAGAGAAAGAGAGACAGAGAGAGACAGAGAAAGAGAGACAGAGAGAGAAAGAGAGAGAGAGAGAGAGAGAGAGACAGAGAGAGAGAGAGACAGAGAGAGAUACACAGAGAGAGAUACAGAGAGACAGAAAGAGAGAGAGAGAGAGAGAGACAGAGAGAGAGAGACAGAGAGAGACAGAGAGAGACAGAGAGAGAGAGACAGAGAGAGAGAGAGAAAGAGAGAGAAAGAGAGAGAGAGACAGAGAGAGAGAGAGAGAGAGAUACACAGAGAGAGAUACAGAGAGACAGAAAGAGAGAGAGACAGAGAGAGAGACAGAGAGAGAGAGACAGAGAGAGAGACAGAGAGACAGAGCGAGAGAGAGAGACAGAGAGAGAGAGACAGAGAGAGAGAGACAGCGAGAGAGACAGAGAGAGAGAGACAGAGAGAGAGACAGAGAGAGAGAGAGACAGAGAGAGAGAGAGAGACAGA
Oncorhynchus nerka (sockeye salmon) is the source of this 2718-nucleotide messenger RNA. RefSeq names its product BTB/POZ domain-containing protein kctd15. Gene Ontology annotation, biological process: protein homooligomerization. Gene Ontology annotation, molecular function: protein binding. The transcript is spliced from 5 exons. Lineage: Eukaryota; Metazoa; Chordata; Actinopteri; Salmoniformes; Salmonidae. The coding region runs from base 600 to 1394 and encodes 264 amino acids. The record is from RefSeq and is a predicted model, not a curated record.